Homarus americanus (American lobster) is the source of this 3124-nucleotide messenger RNA. Its product is annotated as serine protease filzig-like. NCBI's taxonomy places the organism in Eukaryota, Metazoa, Arthropoda, Malacostraca, Decapoda, Nephropidae. Gene Ontology annotation, biological process: proteolysis. Gene Ontology annotation, molecular function: serine-type endopeptidase activity. The transcript is spliced from 16 exons. The record is from RefSeq and is a predicted model, not a curated record. Bases 101 to 1966 code for a protein of 621 amino acids.
UGUCGUGUCGCGCGCUUCUUCCACGCAUGCUCAGGACAUAGUGGGUGUUAUUGCUACCAUCAGCCUAGUUACAGUAUAUGUGUCUCUUAAGUGGACCAUCAUGAAUACAAUCUUCAAACAACUUUUCCUCAUGGCGGUGUUGUUCGGGUAUGCCAGGUCGGAGUUCAGGAGCCGGCAGGGUAGACAGUUCUUCCAGCAGAAGGUGAAGUACGUCAACAGAGAGAGUGGCAGGUAUCAAGUGUGUGCGGUAGAUGGCACUACGGGCGCCUGUAUGACCAACACGGACUGUGAACGUGAGAGAGGACGGUUCGUUGGCUACUGUGGCGGUACUGAUGACUACUGCUGUGUGGUGGACAAGACCUGCGGCCAAGCGACCACCUCCCACCAGGUGUACUUCAGGAACCCGGGGUACCCCAACAACGACACCGAGGCCAGGACCUGUAACAUAGAGAUGGAAAUCAGCAGGAGGGUGUGUGCUGUCAGGAUGACCUUCCACAAGUUCCUGCUGGCGCGGUACGAGGAUGGUGUGUGUAUAAGAGACACAUUGACCAUCCUGGGUACAAGCAUCAACGACCCCGUCACUCCUGUCUGUGGCAACAUGACCUCUUGGAUUACAACUUUCGCGGUGAAGGAGAGGACCCGCUUGACGCUGGCUAUGGUAUUGCAGGGCAUCCCCGCCUACACCUUCUCCAUAGGUCUUACCCAGCUCGCUUGCGACAACAUUCCCCCAUUCCAGUCUCCUACGUAUGCAGGUAUCAGGAACGCUGAAGCUGAGAAGUACAUCCCCACCACCACUACCACCGAGGCCCCUACCACUACCGAGGACCCCACCACAGUCGAGAACCCCACCACCGUCGAGGGCCCCACCACCGUCGACCCUACCACAGCCACCGACACCACAGAGGAAACGACUACCGUGAUGAAUGUGGUACGGGGAACUUCAAGCGAAGUGACGACCUCGGAGUCGGUGGUGACGACCACGGAGUCGGUGGUGACGACCACGGAGUCGGUGCCUACGACCCUUAUGCCUGGCAAGCUACCCAUGCCUCCUAAUGACGAGGUGCUCAUCAGGGCGGCGCUCCCGGAACUUGAGAGCGAGGAAGAGGAAGGAGUUUACACCGGAUCUAUCGGCACCACCCCAGCCAUAUCCGCUUUUAGGAGAACAUUCGAAUUGCUGAAGGUGAACGAAAAAUGCUGGCAGUAUUAUGACGAACCUCCCACCUUCAGGGUCAUCGGCGGCUUCUAUGCCAACCUCAACGAGUACCCAUGGCAGGUGGCGCUGGUAUACAAGAACAAGUUCUUCUGUGGUGGGUCUCUCAUAAGUGACCGACACAUCCUUACUGCCUCCCACUGUGUGUUUGGGAGCUUCUCACGGGGUUUAGACAAAUUAAGGGUGAGUCUUGGUGACCACGACCUCGCCACACGUAACGAAACCAAGAACAUCGUGUCAAAGGUCAAGACUAUCCACUGGCAUCUGCAUUACAACCCUCACUCCACCGUCAACGACAUCGCCGUGAUCGAGUUGGAGAACCCGGUCGACUUCUCGUAUAGCGUUAGCGCCGUCAAGCUGCCCACUGACCUAACUGAGAGGUACGAGAAAGCCAAUGCGACCAUCACAGGCUGGGGUCGAUACACCAGCAAAUCCAAGACGACCAGCACCAUCAUGAAGGAGCACACGGCCCCUCUCGUCAACACCACUCUCUGCGUCCAAGCUUGGAAUAAGUUCCCUGGUAUCAACGCCUCCUACAUCAACCACGUGUGUCUCAAUGUGACCAUGGGUACACCCUGUCAUGGAGACUCCGGGGGACCACUGGUAGUGUGUACAGGUGUUCAGUGUUCCCAGAUCGGUGUGGUGAGCUUCGGGUUCCCACUCUGUACAAAUGUGGGUCUUCCAGCUGUUUUCACCCGCGUCACGCACUACAAAUCAUGGAUAGACAUGAACUUGGCGCCGCUGAACUUCGUCUGAAGAAGGAAACUAAAUGAAAAGCAGCAAAUCAGAGGAAACUAAUGCUGCAUAAAUAUAAAACGGGAGACAGAGAGGAAAAAUUUUGAUAAAUAUGAAAUUUUUCACCACUGAACUAGUAUGUCUAAAGAAGGAAAAAAAACGAAAAACAGGAAACCAGAAGAAAAGAGUGUGGAUAAAUAUAUCACAGGGUAGACAAACGAAGAGACUAUACAGUAUUUGAAAUAUAGAUAGCAACUACUGUCAGAAUCCGAGGCUAAGCUGUACGUGUAAUUUUGUGAUGGAAAUUUGAAUCGUGUAACUAAUGAGGACUAAUUAAUGACAUUACAGUAAUUGAAGCGCGUUUAGAUGUGGAUAAGGGGUAGAGAAGAAUGAGGUGAUUAAGUAAAUAAAGGAGGUCAAGAUAAUGGUGAUGCAGGGAUUUUAAAAGGCAAAAAGAAAGAGAAGAAUGUAAACGAUCACAUUAGAGGAGGAAGGUUAUGUGAGCGACAGAGAAGAAAGAAAAAUCGAAACAAAAAUGAACAUAAUAGAAACAAGAUAGAAUGAUAAACGGAGUAAGGCAUGCAGAAUAACGAAUAAAGAAAGAAUGUGCUAAAAAUAGAAUCAUAUUUCAAUGAAGAUGACAAAAUGAUUUAGAGAGAAAACUAAAGGAAGAACAGAAGGAGAGAAAGACACAACAUCACACACACGGCGGCAUCACCCAGUAUCACUAAUGGCUAUUUUUCUAUAAUUAUUACUUAUUUCAUAUAUAUAACCAAUCAACGGCAGGAUAUUAAAUGAAGAACCUUGUGUUAUUCGGGCAUUAUAUUCAUAUACAGUUUGAAUUUGAAACCGAGGCAUUUGUGUUCGAAAACAAAUAAAUUUUGCAUGAAUAAGACUUUGCAAAGUUGAUGUUACAGUGGUUAUGAGGUGUUGAGUCAGGACAUUCGCAUAAUCUUUUAAAUUUCUUAUCAAUAUUGUAAUUAAAUUUCCUGCUUAUCCUUAAAAUAAACUGAUAUUUUCGGUAAGUUUAUACUAUUGCAUAUUGUAGUUGUGAUUGUAUUUCUACCAACAUCAGUUUGGUCAUUGUUAACAACUAUCUCCACACUUGAACACAAAUUCCUUCAGAAUUUCCAAUGUAAUCGUUUAUUAUAUAUAAUAAAUAUUAUGUAAGGCCACGAA